Molecule: messenger RNA, 1173 nt
Organism: Haliotis rufescens (red abalone)
Lineage: Eukaryota; Metazoa; Mollusca; Gastropoda; Lepetellida; Haliotidae
Exons: 5
Coding region: 147-746 (199 amino acids)
Source: RefSeq, a predicted model, not a curated record
UUUUGAAACGACUAACAUCUGAGUCACACUGUUGGUUCCACUGCGCAUCGCAUGUUCAACAAAUGUUGUUUUCCCAACCAACAGAGCUAUAAAUUGCGUGCCAUCUCACAGAGAAUCUAAGGUAGGUUUUAAACAUCCUCUUCACGAUGAAGGCUGCAGCUAUCUUCACACUGUUUCUGCUUGUGUCGUCUGUCCAUGGAAACGGCUUCACGGAUUUCUUUAAGAACGUUGGUAACAAGCUCGGGUCGUUCUUCACCACUGUCGGCCACAGCCUGCUUCACCAACUGGACACCACAGGGGUGGACCUGCUCAACGCGGGAGUAUCGGCUGGCAAGCAGUUGGUAUCGCAAGGCCUUCAGGCUUUGGCUCUGAACACUGCAAAUGCACUCCAGAACAGAAACAACUCUAAACGAGCUCUCAGCCCCGAGUUUCAACGUCUCGAGGCAGACAUACACGGAGUUAUUGAUAAGGCUGGAGAUGAUCUGAAACGUGUGAUUACCUGGGCUGAAGGCAAAGUCAGUGGCAUCCUUGUACAAGGCGUUAAAGGAACCAUUACACCGGACGAGGCUCUCACAAAACUGAAGAGUAUUGUAGGUAUGCACAAUACGGCGGCCGGUGCUUUCGAGAAACUGGUUCUGGAAGGAGUUGAGGGUUUGACGAGCUCCAUGACACUAUAUCUGUACAUUGCUAGGUAUGCACAAUACGGCAGCCGGUGCUUUCGAGAAAAUGGUUCUGGAAGGAGUUGAGGGUUUGACGAGUUCCAUGACACUAUAUCUGUACAUUGCUAGGUAUGCACAAUACGGCGGCCGGUGCUCUCGAGAAACUGGUUCUGGAAGGAGUUGAGGGUUUGACGAGCUCCAUGACACUAUAUCUGUACAUUGCUAGGUAUGCACAAUACGGCGGCCGGUGCUUUCGAGAAACUGGUUCUGGAAGGAGUUGAGGGUUUGACGAGCUCCAUGACACUAUAUCUGUACAUUGCUAGGUAUGCACAAUACGGCGGCCGGUGCUCUCGAGAAACUGGUUCUGGAAGGAGUUGAGGGUUUGACGAGCUCCAUGACACUAUAUCUGUACAUUGCUAGGUAUGCACAAUACGGCGGCCGGUGCUUUCGAGAAACUGGUUCUGGAAGGAGUUGAGGGUUUGACGAGCUCCAUGACACUAUAUCUGUACAUUGC